Pecten maximus is the source of this 5902-nucleotide messenger RNA. Its product is annotated as sushi, von Willebrand factor type A, EGF and pentraxin domain-containing protein 1-like. Lineage: Eukaryota; Metazoa; Mollusca; Bivalvia; Pectinida; Pectinidae. Gene Ontology annotation, cellular component: protein-containing complex; plasma membrane. The record is from RefSeq and is a predicted model, not a curated record. Gene Ontology annotation, molecular function: calcium ion binding. Gene Ontology annotation, biological process: establishment or maintenance of epithelial cell apical/basal polarity; heterophilic cell-cell adhesion.
UUUACUGGAAAAGGACAAGAUUGGUGUAAAGAUUUCUCUACUUGACAAGAUUUACGUGGAGAUUUAAUUGCCUGAAAGGGAUAACAGUUUCUUCACUUCAGCAGACUCUGAUCUGUGGAAGACGGCUGGGCUGAUGUGGACAACGGCCUAGUGAUGUUUUUGAUGAUGUUAACUCUUCUACUGCUUCUGUCCAGCACACCAUCCCAUGGCCAGUCCACUGACCAGGGGUCAGACAUUGUGGAACAAGGUCACCAGGUUUUAUCAGAGUUCUACCAACAUUACUCUGAUUAUAAAGUGGAUCUGGUAUUUGUUUUGGACCGGUCAGCAAGUGUGAUGACCGAGGGUUGGGGAGCCAUGCUUGCUUUUGUCAGGUCAGUUCUUCAACAUUUUACAGUAGACAAUGAUAACACACGGGUGGCCAUUAUAACAUACAGCACCGUGCCAAGUGUGGAUAUCAAUGACCUUGGGGAGACUUUGGAGGACAAAUGUUCAUUGAUGAGGCGGAUAAGACAGAAGCUGAUGAGACGACAGUUGUCUGGUUUUACAGCGACACAUGAUGCCUUAGUGACAACUCGUAACGUCCUGUACUCGUCCCGCCGACGUGCCAAGAAGGCGGUGUUUGUGUUGACUGACGGGAGGUCUAAUAUCGGACUGCCACCAGUCCGGGCAUCGGUAGAGCUCCGAUCUCUCCAAUGGAACUCUACAUGGAAUGUCACUGUUUGGGGACCACAGCUAGAGAUCUUCACCUUUGGGAUUCAGAAUGCUGAUGUCUCUGAGCUAGCAUCCAUAGCCUCUCCCCUUCCCAAUCAUACUUAUCAUCUACCCAACUUUAGGGCUUUUGAACAACUUGCCCGUUCUCUACACCUUGACCAACAGAAAGAGAACUGGCAUUUCCUUUCUGACCAAUCUACAUGCCACAUGGACUGUUCUGAGCAUGCUCAAUGUGCCUGUGGAACAAGGUCAGGUGACUACCAUUGUGUUUGUAAAGCAGGUUACCAUGGUAAUGGUUUUACAUGUGAAGUACAGCAAUGUGAGGAGUUACCCAGCAUUCCCUUUGGCAGGAAGUUCCAUGUACAAGGCAGAGUACGUGAUGAGCGUCCUGACAAUGGUGUUCCGUGCGACAACUUUCCAGAAAACUCUUGCCACUACCACUGUAACCAUGGUUACAGACUGACAGGCCACCCUGGUCUUAUCUGUCUUCCCAAUGGAACAUGGCAAGGUCAAGUCCCCAGCUGUGAAGUGAUAGACUGUCGGAGAUUAGAUUUUCACAAAGAGGAAGUGAAACAUGGUGUAACCACUUACACCAAUAACAGAACCACAUUUGGUGCCACUCUGACAGUGACAUGUGACAAAGGCUGGCGAGCAUUUGGUGACACAGUGAGGACUUGUACUCGCCAUGGAACCUGGUCUGGUACCAGGACUUGGUGUGUAGAAUCCAAAUGUCCACCUUUACCUCCAAUUUCACAUGGGCAGAUCACUCCAGAAAUCUGCAGUAGAACCCGUCAGAUGCCCGCUCAGGUGUGUGAUUACACGUGUAACCAUGGUUACCAUAUUCAUGGUCCUGCAGCCCAGACAUGUGACCUGUUUGGACACUGGACAUUGGCCCUGAAUACUUCAUGUGUUGAUGUGGAGCCCCCAGUCAUCACCUGUCCAGAGGACAUCAGGGUUCCCAUCACAGAGGGAAACUUCACCUUUGUACAUUGGCAGGACCAGAGGCCAAAGGUCAUGGAUAACUCAGGAGAGGUCACAACCAAGCCGACUGUUUGGAAAGAAAGUCCAGCAAAAAUGUCCGCUGGGUACCAUCAAAUAGAGUUCAUGGCUGAAGAUAGAGCAGGCAACCAGGCCUUCUGUACCCUUGGUGUCCUGGUGGUGGAGAGAACUGUUAGGAACACCUACUGUCCCAGUAACAUCACCAGAGUUGAUGUAGCUGGAUACAAAACCAAGGUUACCUGGCAACCACCUAUAUUCCUUGACAACAACAAUGACAGUGUUGAGUUUUACUGCAAUCCUCAAAGUGGAACACUCUUCUCCAUGGCAACACACAGUGUUUACUGUGAACCUCUGAUGCAAGGACAGACAGCCAGCUGUCACUUUUACAUCAGCCUCACAAGGCGACAGUGUGAUUAUCCUUCCCCACCAAGACAUGGUAGCCUGAUCUGUCCGGAGACUGCUGACUACUUGAUGCAGUGUAUUGUACAGUGUAAUGACCAAUAUGACUUCUAUGACUUUCCUCAGGAAGUAUACAGCUGUCAACUUAAUGGUCAGUGGUCACUCAGUGAUGGUCAUUUCUGGCCAGACUGCUCAGAGAAGCAUUUCCCUGGUAUGGCAAUGAUGCAGUCUGAGUACGAGUACUACUACUACAGCGGGGAAUGUGAGGCCCUAGAACCACAUGUGGUGGCCAAGUUCCUCACCAAGAUUCAAGCAACCACACAGCAGAUAUGUGGGAAUACCAUGUGUGCCCCAGGGGAAGUAACUGUGAAAUGUGGGUCUGUAUCGCGGAAACGGCGUGAAACAGACAAAAGUGACAUGUCUAGAUUAAAAAGGGAGGUAACUCCAGGAGGCAAUAACUCGUCCAGUCUAGCAGUCAGUCACAGAAAGGAGUUGACUGUUCACUUCACAGUCAAUGUUAGUAACCCGACUUACAACAACACACUUCGAGGACAGAAAAUGAUUCUGCUCACAAUGCGGAAGAAUUCAUUGACUGACCCCGCAAUGAAUGAGUCCACGGAAAUGCUACUAAGUGAUGAUCAUUACUCUGUGUACGGUCGCAAGUUUGAGGAAUGUGGGCGUGGCUUUGUCACCAAGGUGCUGAAUAUCCACUUCGUGUCCUGUGUUGCCUGUCCAGUUGGAAUGUUCCAUGAUCCGGGGAAUAAUACAUGUAAACCCUGUCCGUACAGGACGUACCAGGACAAGGAAGGUAGUGUGAACUGUGAACCUUGUCCCCGAGACACAAUGACCUUGACACCUGGAGCCGAUAAUGUCACCAAAUGUCUCGAGCGAUGUCGUGUUGGAUACUACUCACCGAAUGGAUUGGAACCCUGUUCUCCAUGUAGUGUUGGGUCAUACCAGGAGUUCAAAGGUCAGAGGUCAUGUACAGCCUGUCCAGCUAACACUACUAACAUACCAGGACAUACAGAAUCAAUGGACAGCUGUAAAGAGAUGUGUCACCCAGGGACUUACAACUCCAGUUCUGGACACCUCCCCUGUGUUCCCUGCCCCGUGGGGACCUUCCAGCCAAACUCUGGCUCACUCAGCUGUAUUCUGUGUCCCAGUAACAUGACAACACUCUCCCCUGGAGCUGCUAGUGUAGAUACCUGUCAGGGUAGACAGUUCUCACAACAACGGCACACUGUCGUAUCUCAAGGUGUUUGUGAUACAUCAUACAUUAUAUUUACAGAUAGACAUAUAUGUGAUUUAUUUUCGUUGUUCUCCACAGAAUUUGACUUUUGUGUGAAUAUUACCCAAGACAGCUGUUACCAUGGUGACUGUGUUUCCCUGGUGGAUGGGUAUCAGUGUAAUUGUGACAGAGGCUACACUGGUGAUGUCUGUGACCAGGAGAUCAAUGAAUGUGACACUGGUCCCUGUCUCCACAAUUCUACCUGUCAGGACCUUGUGGGUGGCUUCCUUUGUCAAUGUCAACCCACCUAUACAGGUGAGAGAUGUGAGACGCGGAUGAGUUUGUGCAGCUCCAGUCCCUGUGAAAAUGGAGGUUCCUGUGAGGAUACUGACCUGGGCUAUCACUGCUACUGUCCCUUCUCCUACACAGGAAGUCACUGUCAGAGUUAUCUCCCUUGUGCCUCCAGACCUUGUUACCAUGGUGACUGUGAGACAGACGACUUGAACUUCCGUUGUAGAUGUGAUUCUGGAUUUAUAGGUAAACUCUGCGACCAGCCUGACUACUGUGUGUCCCAGCCUUGUAGAAAUGGUGGAACAUGUAUUUCCUCGGGAACAAGUCACACCUGUAAUUGUACACCGGAGUAUACAGGUGUGGAGUGUGGGACCCCCAGCAGAGAGACCUGUGUAGGGGUCGUGUGUAGGAACAAAGGGGUGUGUGUAGUUAUAGACCGAAGUCCCCGAUGUAGAUGUGAACCAGGCUUUGGAGGUCAGCAGUGUCAGCAUGUAAUUUCUCCUGAUUUUGACCUGGUUUUUGAUGAUUUGGGGUCUCCUGGGACUGUGCUGCUUCGCCCCGCACCAGGGAGUCUGGAGUCUAUCACAGCUUGUAUGUGGGUGAGGACUGUGGACACCAUGAACUAUGGCACACCAUUCUCAUAUGCUGUGGAGACCAAUGAUUUAGCCUGGCAGGAGAGCAACAUGUUCACCCUUACGGAUUAUGGACAACUCAAGUUAUACAUCCAUGGUGAUGUUGUUGUGACCAGUGUUGGGGUGAACGAUGGGAGGUGGCAGCAUGUUUGUGUGGCCUGGCAGAGCAGUGGCGGCCUCUGGUGGCUGUUUGUCAAUGGAACAAGAGUGGACAGGGGAGAUAACUUGGCACCAGGUUACACUAUUCCAGGAGAGGGAUACCUGGUCUUAGGCCAGGAACAAGACUCUGUUGGUGAUACGUUCAGUAGCUCAGAGGCUUUUGUUGGAGAAAUGUCGCAGUUCAAUGUCUUUGAUUGGGUACUUGAUAAUGAAGAUAUCAUGAAGUUAGCCAAUCAGAAUGUCUGUAACAAAACUUAUGGAAAUGUUGUGGCUUGGACAGAGGUUGUGGGAAAUGUCCAUGGUAAUGUCAGAAUGCGGCAAGGUAGUCAUUGCUUAGAUGUAAAUGAAUGUCUGUCACCACUGUCUAAUAACUGUACGAGACACAGACAAUGUACAGACCUGAUUGGUGGGUUUGAGUGUGAGGACUGUCGUUAUGGUUACCAGGGUGAUCACUGUGAUGAACCAAUCAAUGAAUGUCUGCUGGGUGUAUGUCAGAAUGAGGCUACAUGUUCGGAUGGACCAUUUCCUUUUGAUUUCCGUUGUGAUUGUAGGCAUGGGUACACCGGAGGCAGCUGUGAGGUGGUAAUUAACGUGUGCGACUCGAGUCCAUGCCAGGCUAACAGCACUUGUGUGUUAGGUUCAGAUGGAGGUCACACCUGUGUCUGUCCCCCGGGGGUCACCAACUGUGAUUCCCCCUUUCGGGCAUGUUACGUAGGCUACUGCCAAAACAACGCCAUCUGUAAUCUAACAGAACUCCACAUGCCACAAUGUGUAUGUCCUCUUGGCUUCCAAGGUCAGUUUUGUGAGGACAAGGUCAUUGAUUGUCGUGAGAAUCCUUGUCAGAAUGACGGCACUUGUACAAGCACUGGUAACGGCUAUAAGUGUAACUGCAGAAAUUCAUGGAAGGGAGAUAACUGUGAGAUAGCCUUUGUGCCAAGCUGUGAAAUGAACCCAUGUCUAAACAAUGGAACCUGUGUUGUCUCCCCUGACCAGGAGUCGGGGUAUACAUGUGUGUGUGGGAUCUACACCUGGUCUGACAAGGGGACAUAACUGUGAACACAACCCCUGUAAGAUAAAUCCCUGUCAGAACUCAGGGCACAUGUAUUCUUCUUACUGACAGCAACUACCACUGUCUCUGUCCGGCGAAUAUAACUGGUCAGUUAUGUGAAGGGGAUCCCAAGGAACUGACCACUCACCAGCCAAUCAUAUCCUUUGUAAUUACCCAGACAUCAACAACAACACUGACAUAUACAGGAGGAGAUCAGUCAUGUACAACUGUAGAGUGUGAAAAUGGAGGGACAUGUAUUACAAGGGAAGGACAGGACCAUUGUAUCUGUACCCUAGAUUACACAGGGAGGGACUGUACCAGGUACAGACAGAGAGUAACUAAGAAAUACACUGCCACCAUUUUGGUAAAGAAGCCGUAUCACACGUUCUACAAACAUGGCUGGCUCUUCAAACACAACUUUACCAAAGAGGUGAG